CCCUACCACUACCAGUUUUGUUACGUUCUUGCAGUUCGGUGGUAUAUUGAUACUAGAUUUUGUGUAGACCUUGGAUUAUUUUUCAGUCACGCUCUGGUUUUAGGUGUGUUCCUGGCAUUUUUUUAUUUUUUUUAAGGUUGAGCUGUCGUAUACCGGUUCGUGUUGUAGAAUGAUUUGUAAUGGAAAUAAUGACUUCAUUUGCUAUUUGUAACUCGCGUGUUAUUGUAGCUAUAUGACAUAUUUUAUCAUUUUGUUACAAUAAAGGCCUAUCCCUCUUUGUUUCGUCGUCAGUGUGUAUGUAUGUAGUUAAAUCAGCCUAAAAUAUCAUAAAGCAGACUGCAGUUUACAAAAUUGCCAGUGAUGUGGGUGUGUGUGGCAACUGUCUACACGGUAUUGCCACAGUAGUCAAACAGCUAGUUGUGGAAAUAUGCUUGUUUCAAUAUCCUGUCAGUUGGGAAAUAGUUGUCAGGGCUCACACUGGAAUGAAUUUUGUUUUAGCCAUUCUUCAGAUAUGUAGAGCAUUUCCGUGGAAAUUAUUCAAAAUUAGUUAAUUUAAAGAAUAUUUUAUUGCAAAAGCCUAAAUGUUGUAGCCUUUUUGAAUAAAAAUAAGCAAUUGGCUAAUUUGACAGUGGACAGGGUGAGCCCAUUUUUCUUUUCUUUUUUUCAUAAUACUUAUUACGACACUGAACAAAAGUUUAGUUGCCCCUCCAUGUAAUGGUAAUUUUUAUUUCAUUUAUUCAUGUCAUUUAUUGUCUUGUUCGUAUGAAAUUAUGGUUCAAGCAUAUUAUUGUUGUGGACACACUCGUCUCGGCUAUCUGGAUGGUGAUCCAGGGCAGGGAUUGGUGGUUAAUGAGAGUUUCAUGUAGCUGCCUGUACAAUUGGUCCAGCAUGGAGCAAGUGUCGUGGUGAAUGGAUUCAGUAAUAUUCUGUACAAAUAAUACAUACGUUUGGCUACAGUUUGAGUACAGUUAAUUACAUGGAGUGGAAACUGCAAUAUUGAGGUUUGAUGUCCGUUUAAGUAUUUCUUGUAGUUCUAAAAAAUGUACUCAGCCUGUUCUGUGCCAUUGUUCUUUGUAACUUGGUUUGUGGUGGUUACAAAUAAAAUUUGUGUUAUUUGAUACGGGGCAAAUUGUUUUUCAACCAUGGUAUUUAUGCCUUUUAAAACUAAUUUGAAAGUAAUUUAUAUGCCAUUUCUUUUUGAUGUAAUGCUAAAUUCACUUUUCACUAACCAGUUUUGUUAUAGGUCCAGAUAUUUUGAUGUUCUUAUUUGCAUGUACAUCUAUGUCAAGACUACUGUCUACAGAAAACUUGAUGGUAGAUGUUAUAUGAACUUGGGUGAUCAUUUACAUUGAAACAAAUUAUUACAUGUGUAUAUAGUUUUGGGUCUUAAGUUGUGCCACCCCAUAACUGGUAUAUCAAAGGCUGUGGUAUGUGCUGUCCAAUCUGUGGGAUGGUGCAUGUUAAAGAUCCCUUGCUAUUGGAAAAAUGUUUCCAGUUUCAUCUAAACAUAUGAUUCAGAAUUAUAAAUGUAUGCUAUCCGAUAGCUAAUGAUUAAUUAAUCAGUGUGCUGUAGCAGUGCCCUUGAAGAAAACUUUCACUAUCUUUAAGUCAUGCACGUUUUUAUAUUGCACCAGAUUUUUAGUGGACUGUAAAAUUUUCUUUGGCACAGGCAGUGAGUUUAUAGACCUUUUCAGAUAUCAGAAACAGUUUGAAACAAGCAUGUUUUCUUAAUAUACCUGCGUAAAACGUCUGUGAAACCAAACCAAAGUGAAGAACACUACUAAUAGACAUGUCUUUCCUUUCUAGCAUCCAUACGUUGAGCAGAGUGGACACAGCUGGCAACUUUAAUGGCAUAGUAUCAUUAAAGGGUGAUAUUCGAAUCACCUAAGGUGCAAACUCGAAUGAGAUCUUCGACAUACUGGACAUAAAUAGAGAUAGAUAGAUUUCCUCUAUUGCCAGAAUGCACAGUGAAUUUAAAUUUAGUAAUCAAUAUAAGUGGGAAUUGCUAGGGUAAUAACAAAAAAACAAAAAGCUGUAAUUGUCUCCAGUUUGAUUUGUUGAAUUUUUUUUUAAUAGAUACAUAAAUUGUUUAUAUGAGUUGAUAUUUUAAUUUUUAUUCAAAAUACGAACCCAAAUAUUUUACUAUUAUGUGCAUUUCCGAUCAGAAUUUCUUGAUGGGUUGGAUUAGUCUAUUGACAUAAAGCCCUGAUGAUGCUAAUAAUUAAGUGUUUACUCGCAUUAAACAAAAUCUUAUAUUUUAUGUUUUGCUCAAAAUUAGUUUUUGUGCUAUCUGAUUGCUGGCUAAUGUAUGAUCGGGAAUGCACAGUUUAUAGGAUCUUCAAUAGUGUGGAUAUAUAAAGAUUUAUUAAGGCAAUGAACAAAUAUUUCCCUAAAACGUAGCACCAAACAUUCUUAAAUUAUAAUGCAAGCAAGUAAUUGCUGUGAUUAUUGGGCACUUAGAUCGUGUGGAUUGCUAUUGGGUUAGUGGAGGAGAAAAACAGCAGUAUCGAGUUAUGUUCUAAGAACGGUUUAAAUCAAAAUACAUUUGUUAGGCUAAUUAAUAACCAGUCAAAACAAACUGCACUUUUUUAACACAAGAGCACAAGUUAACCUAAAGUUAAUGUUUAGUGUAUAUUGAUGAUCUUUCAUUUCCAUAUCAAAAUAGUUGGGUUGCAAAUGCUUCAGUGUGGUUGGGGUAUCCAAUAAAGGAUACUGUCGGCCAGAGUAAUAUCCCAAAUUAAAUUAAAUAUAUGGGUAACACUAAAUUGAAACCUACUGUUUUUGCCAUUGGAAAAUGAAACCUUUGAUUUGAAGUGGGUUUUUUUUUUUUUUUUUUUAAAUUUUAAAAAGAACCCACCCAUUAUGGCAUCAGAAUACAUAUAAAGGUCUUUUAUGUGCAUUUGCAGGGCUCGAAUUUAACAGUUGCAACUUGCCAUGCAGUAAAUUGCUGCAUUGUUUUAGUCGUAUGCUCCAAUGACCUGAAAAUUAAACAUUCUUACGGUCAAACUGGCCAUAACUUAUUUUGCGUGUUAGUAAUUAGUCAUCUUACACAAACACGACUACUGAAAGUUGUUUUAUUACAAACACAUGAAAUUGUUCGCACUUGUUUAUUUUCAGUGGGUGAUGUGUCAUAUUAAGACACUUGUUGAAGUUUGCCUUGUUGCCCUGCCUUUCAGUGGUAAUGCCCUAAACAAAAUCUCCAUCAGUGGAGGCCAAAUGGCCUUGCCCUCUUAUUUGCUGAAUUCGAGGCUUGCAAGUGAAGGCUUGUUUUGUGUUUCAUCUCGCAGAAACCCUGAUUAAAAGAGACCUGUGUUUAAAUUUUACAUAGCAUCAGCUCGUACACGUAACUUAAUCAUUACUGAUGGAUGAAUAUGUGGGAAUUACAGUUGAAUGUCUAUAGGUUUUUACUUUUUUAAAGAACUCACACACACACGCAAUAAAUUCAUUAUUUUUUUUCUUCCUUUUUUUCAUCAUCUUCGCCAAAAUCUUUCUCUCUUUUUUUUUUAAUGCGAUAGGUAUCUUUUUUUAAAUUGGGUAACUGAUAUCUAGGAUAGGUAGUAACACCCUGUACUCUCAGAAUAUAGUUUAAAAUGCCUGCUUGAAGAUUUUUUAAUUUUUUGGUUAAUGUUGUGAAUGUGACUGAUGCUUUGUGUAGGAGAACUACACUAAUUUGAGACUAAUUUUAGGAUUAGCGAUGUCUUAUUACUCACAGUGAUGUCUGGAGGAUGGAGCUCGAAGAUCCAGCACGUACGUACAUUGUGCGGCAAAACUCCAGACCCCAAGCUGAAUGCAAGAACAUAUGCAGAUGUGAUGACAGAGUUACAGCUGGGAAAAGAACAGGCUGGACUACGCAAACAGAUGUCUGAAAAGGCCAAGGCAGGAGAACUGCGUGCUGUGAAUGGCGCUGGUGGAGACUCCAGCCAGAAGGUGCCAGAGAGGAAACGAAAGCGAUGGGACAUGAGCAAGCAGGAUGAGGCUCCGGCCAAGAAGAAAUCGUCAUCGUGGGAUGCCGCCGAGGCUGGCACACCGUCUAACAGUAGGUGGGACGAGACACCGGGGAGGUCUAAGGGGGAGCAGACCCCUGGAGCCACCCCUGGUGGCAGCCAAAGACAGUGGGACACUACUCCCGGCCACGCCACGCCCGGAAUGGCCACGCCCGUUCGUAGUGAUGGCACACCCGGUCAUCAGCCAACACCGAGCGCUAGGAGAAAUAGAUGGGAUGAAACGCCUCGCACAGAAAGAGAAACGCCGGGUCAUGCUACUCCUGGGCAUGGCACACCGGGGCAUGGCAGCGGCUGGGCAGAGACCCCGAGGACAGACCGUGGUGGGGAUCUGAUAGAGAGCACACCCACCCCUUCUGCCAGCAAGAGACGAUCACGCUGGGACGAGACGCCCGGCUCAUCCACCCCAAGUGCAAUGACUCCCUCGAUGACACCCGGAGGUGGGGCUACCCCGAGUUUGACUCCAGGGGGCCACACGCCUGGUGGUCACACCCCUAGUCAGAUGACCCCGGGUGGGUUGACCCCAGGGGGAUUUACUCCCGGAGGAUUCACACCAAGUGGAACCACCCCGACUGGUGUUAAGGCUAUGAAUAUGGCCACACCCACUCCUGGUCACCUGAUGUCUAUGACGCCCGAACAGCUGCAGGCGUACACCUGGCAGAGAGAAAUUGACGAAAGAAAUAGACCUAUGGGAGACGAUGAACUCGACAGCAUGUUUCCACCGGGAUAUAAGGUUCUCCAACCUCCUGCAGGAUAUGUUCCAAUCCGAACUCCAGCUCGUAAACUAAUAGCCACACCGACUCCAAUGGCUGGGACACCUGCGGGCUUCCGUAUGCAAACUCCAGACAGAAAGACGGAAAUUGUAGACAUGCAGCCUAAAGGCAACCUGCCCAUGAUGAAGCCUGACGACAUGCAGUACUUUGAUAAACUGCUAGUUGAUGUAGACGAAGAGACGUUGACUCCAGAAGAACAGAAGGAAAGAAAGAUCAUGAAGCUGUUGCUUAAAAUCAAGAACGGAACACCUCCAAUGAGAAAAGCAGCCCUCAGGCAGAUCACAGACAAGGCUCGGGAUUUUGGUGCUGGACCUUUGUUCAAUCAGAUCCUGCCACUCUUGAUGUCCCCGACUCUUGAAGAUCAGGAGCGCCAUCUGUUGGUCAAGGUCAUUGACCGAAUUCUCUACAAGCUUGACGACUUGGUGCGUCCAUACGUCCACAAGAUACUAGUCGUCAUUGAGCCGCUGUUGAUUGACGAAGAUUAUUACGCUCGUGUUGAGGGCAGAGAAAUCAUCUCUAAUUUGGCCAAGGCUGCGGGUCUUGCGACUAUGAUUUCGACGAUGAGACCAGACAUUGACAACAUGGACGAGUACGUCCGUAACACGACGGCCCGUGCGUUCGCUGUCGUCGCGUCCGCCCUGGGAAUCCCGUCUCUCCUGCCCUUCCUGAAGGCCGUGUGUAAGAGCAAGAAGUCGUGGCAGGCCAGGCACACUGGCAUCAAGAUUGUACAGCAGAUCGCCAUCCUCAUGGGCUGUGCCAUUCUACCCCAUUUGAAGAACUUGGUGGAAAUUAUUGAACAUGGUCUGGUUGAUGAGCAGCAGAAGGUACGAACUAUCACUGCGUUAGCUCUGGCUGCCUUGGCCGAAGCUGCUACACCGUACGGUAUCGAGUCCUUUGACAGUGUGCUCAAACCUCUGUGGAAGGGCAUCAGACAGCAUAGAGGAAAGGGUUUGGCAGCUUUCUUGAAGGCUAUCGGUUACCUGAUUCCGUUGAUGGAUGCCGAGUAUGCUAACUACUACACGAGGGAAGUGAUGUUGAUCCUCAUCCGAGAGUUCCAGUCUCCCGACGAGGAAAUGAAGAAAAUAGUCCUGAAGGUGGUGAAGCAGUGUUGUGCAACAGAUGGUGUUGAGCCACAGUACAUCAAAGAUGAAAUCCUGCCAGCUUUCUUUAAACAUUUCUGGAACCAAAGAAUGGCUUUGGAUCGUAGGAAUUAUCGACAGCUGGUGGACACGACUGUAGAGAUAGCCAACAAGGUGGGCGCGGCGGAGAUCGUGGGCCGCGUGGUGGAUGAUCUGAAGGAUGAGGCGGAGCAGUACCGGAAGAUGGUAAUGGAGACCAUCGAGAAGAUCGUCGCAAACCUCGGCGCAGCUGACAUCGACUCGCGGCUCGAGGAGCAGCUCAUAGACGGAAUACUGUACGCCUUCCAGGAGCAGACCACAGAGGAUGUGGUUAUGCUGAAUGGUUUUGGUACUGUGAUCAACGCACUCGGUAAGCGGGUGAAGCCGUACCUGCCACAGAUCUGUGGUACGAUCCUGUGGCGUCUCAACAACAAGUCGGCUAAAGUGAGACAGCAGGCCGCGGAUCUCAUAUCAAGGAUUGCCAUUGUCAUGAAGACAUGCCAGGAGGAGAAGCUGAUGGGUCACCUGGGUGUGGUCUUGUACGAGUAUCUGGGAGAGGAGUACCCGGAGGUUCUGGGUUCAAUCCUCGGGGCUCUGAAGGGCAUCGUCAAUGUGAUCGGUAUGACGAAGAUGACGCCGCCCAUCAAGGAUCUCCUGCCUCGACUUACACCCAUCUUAAAAAACAGACAUGAGAAAGUCCAGGAGAACUGCAUUGAUCUGGUUGGUCGAAUCGCUGACCGGGGUGCGGAGUUCGUGUCAGCAAGGGAAUGGAUGAGGAUCUGUUUCGAACUGCUGGAACUUCUCAAGGCCCACAAGAAGGCCAUCAGGAGGGCGACCGUUAACACAUUCGGUUACAUCGCUAAGGCCAUCGGCCCACAUGAUGUGCUUGCUACGUUGUUGAAUAACUUGAAGGUACAAGAACGUCAGAACCGUGUGUGUACGACGGUCGCUAUCGCCAUCGUCGCCGAGACAUGUUCGCCGUUUACUGUUCUCCCAGCUCUGAUGAACGAGUACCGGGUUCCUGAACUGAAUGUGCAGAACGGGGUCCUCAAGUCUCUGUCAUUCAUGUUCGAAUACAUCGGGGAGAUGGGCAAAGAUUACAUCUAUGCUGUUUCACCUCUCUUUGAAGAUGCUCUUAUGGACAGAGAUCUUGUGCACAGACAGACAUCAAUGGCAGCUAUUCAACACAUGGCUCUGGGCGUGUACGGUUUCGGCUGUGAGGAUGCCCUGACCCACUUGUUGAAUUACGUGUGGCCCAACAUCUUCGAGUCAUCGCCGCAUGUUGUGCAGGCUUUUAUGGGAGCCAUCGAGGGUCUCAGGGUCGCAAUUGGUCCGUCAAAGAUUUUACAAUACGCCUUACAGGGUUUAUUCCACCCGGCCCGUAAAGUGCGUGACGUUUACUGGAAGGUUUACAACACGGUAUAUAUUGGAGCACAGGAUGGCAUGAUUCCGGCAUACCCACGCAUAUCCAAUGAUGCUAAAAAUCAGUACAUUCGAUACGAAUUGGACUAUGUCUUGUGAAAAUAAGGGAUUUUUUUUUUAAUUUAAUUUUUUUUUCCAGUCUUUUAAAAACAGUUUGUUAAAGAUACAAAUUAUGAUAUCUUUUACCAACAGUGUUUCAAGUUGCUUUUUGGUAUAUCAAAAUUUAUUUCUUGUAUAUCCAUGACAACUUGUUCAAAAACAAAAUUAAGUUUUUCCCGUGAUUUCGGAUGACGAAUAUACUUUGUAACUUCAGUUCACAGAUUCAUCUGGGUACAUUACAACAUCUAGGGGUAGAAUCUUUUUCUUUUUCUUUUUCUUUUAAAUAAAACAAGCAGGGUUGAAAUGAAUUGGAGACUUGUGAUCUAUAUUGAAUUUGUGAUACACUUAUGUUUGAUACUUUUAUUCAUAAAUGUCACAUUGUUUCAAAAGUAAGUUAAAUUGCAUAUGUUUAAAUACACUUAAAAUUGAUGACAGUCACUUUUCACACCCUUGUUUUGGCUUAGUACACAAUAAAUAUAGCAUAUUUUAUCAUAAUUUCACUUGAAAUCCAUAUUUCGUAAAAGGUAAAAAAAAAAUGAUCACAAGAUU
Molecule: messenger RNA, 7962 nt
Organism: Gigantopelta aegis
Lineage: Eukaryota; Metazoa; Mollusca; Gastropoda; Neomphalida; Peltospiridae
Product: splicing factor 3B subunit 1-like
Exons: 18
Coding region: 3715-7413 (1232 amino acids)
Biological process (GO): spliceosomal complex assembly
Cellular component (GO): catalytic step 2 spliceosome; U12-type spliceosomal complex; U2-type prespliceosome
Molecular function (GO): mRNA binding
Source: RefSeq, a predicted model, not a curated record